This is a messenger RNA of Dissoconium aciculare CBS 342.82, 794 nucleotides long. RefSeq lists its product as uncharacterized. NCBI's taxonomy places the organism in Eukaryota, Fungi, Ascomycota, Dothideomycetes, Mycosphaerellales, Dissoconiaceae. The coding region runs from base 9 to 503 and encodes 164 amino acids. The record is from RefSeq and is a predicted model, not a curated record. The transcript has a single exon.
AGGAUGAGAUGGAGCGAGACGGACAACAAUCUGCAGGGAUCGGGAUGAGAUGCGGGAGACUAGGGUUAGGGUUUGGGUUGAUGACAAGCCCUCGAUCACGCGAGUCAUGUGAAGAACACUUCCACCAAGUCAAUUGCCCACGUCAAUCAUGCCGACAUCAAACCCACCACAGCGAGAGUCGUUCAAAUCCUCGUCAAGUUCAUGACAUAAGCAUAUCGCAUGGGCAAGGCUUGCAGGAAGCACUCACUGCAUGUCUCUCAGUCUGGUACAGCAAAGACUCGCCCGUUGAAUUGUGGCAUGACUGUUCAACAGUCGACAGCACCGUCAUGUCAAGCCCCCCUCCGCCGUUCCAUAUCUCAAGCCAGGCCUUUCGAAGCUGGAAAGGGGAGUUCAUCCGGUGGCGGCCUCCUCCAAGCUCAAAUGGUGGAGAUAUGUUGAAGCUUGUCGAGAGCUUCAUUCCUGCUGCCAAGAACAAUGAUAAGCUCUCCAUGCUAAUUAUGUAACGGGAGGUGGAUGAUGAUCCAUGAUAUGCUGGUUUUGUCGCAAUACGAGGUCUGUGUAUCAAUGUGGCUGGCUGUGCAGGUCAAGCCUCGCCGUGGCGUUUGACGUCUUCGCUCGUUCAUGAACCACUCUCCUUUCUCUCGGACCGGCGUUGCCACUGGUGGUUGAUUCUGUAGAGCGAAGACCGGCUGUUUCGGAUUGCUCACGUUCAAGAUGUGUUCUGGAAAAAUCUCCAGCUGCACACCCGGUGCGCAAACAACCUCGUCCAGCCAAAACACCACAACGUCUUGAUG